Molecule: messenger RNA, 2005 nt
Organism: Eucalyptus grandis
Lineage: Eukaryota; Viridiplantae; Streptophyta; Magnoliopsida; Myrtales; Myrtaceae
Product: BAG family molecular chaperone regulator 8, chloroplastic
Exons: 2
Coding region: 240-1634 (464 amino acids)
Biological process (GO): protein folding
Cellular component (GO): plasmodesma
Source: RefSeq, a predicted model, not a curated record
GCUGUCUGAUAUUCUUGUCCGACCCCGACAUGCGUUUCCCACUGAUCUGAUCUUACGCAAAACGCAGUUCGCUCGCCAACGGUUACGAGUCUCGGCCGAGUCAAAACUAAGACAAGAACGCCAAGAACCGAAAGAGCCAAGAAGUAGAAAAAGAGAUGACGAGGACCGAUCGUGAUAAGCUCCCCUAGUUGGGUUUUCCAAUCGCCCCCCAGAUACGCCACCUCUCUCCUCCUUCCCCCAUGGCUCACCACCACCACCACCACCACGCGCCGGCGCCGCCGCCGCCGCCGCCAGCCCCGGCCCCCUGCUGCUGCGGCGGCCACUGCUGCAGCUCCGGCGCAGCCCACCACGGGCCGCCUCAGCCGCCGUUAGACCCGCUCGUCGAAGCCCUCCUUUCGCGCCUCCUUCAACCUCCUCCCCUUCCUUCUCCUCCUCCUCAAAAACCCCACGACCCGUUUCCGCGGACCCACCAAGAAACGAGCUUCGGUCAACCCCAUCACCACCGCCACCCGCGACGGCAGUUCGGGCAAGACCCGCAUUCCGUCUCCUCUCUUCUCGAUCGCAUCGACGCCCUCGAAUCCUCCCUCCGUUCCUUCUCCGUCGCUUCUCCUCCUCCUCCUCCCGCUUCCUGUCGCGGCUGCCGUCGGCGCUUCUCUCUCAGGGACGCGGCCGCCAGCGUCAUCCAGGGCCACUUCCGCGCCUUCCUCGUCCGCAGAUCCAGAGCCCUCCGAGACCUCGAGCGCCUUGCCUCCAUCAAGUCCGCCUCCCUCGCCCUCCGGUCCUCCGUCUACGCCUCUUCCCACCUCGAUCUCGAUCGCGUCUCCCGGAAAGUCACCGCCCUGCUGCUUCAGCUCGACUCCGUUCAGGGUAAUAGUCCUGUGAUUAGAGAUAGUAAAAGGAAGAUUAGCAGGGAUUUGGGUUGCUUGUCGGAAUACAUUGACAGUGUUGCUGUGAAAAGAUAUGAGAUUUCUUAUAAGGCCAAGAAGAGUGUGAAAUCUGUGGGAGGCAGGAGCAAAGCGAAGGACUUGAGGGAUCAGAGAGAGGUGGUCAAGAACCUGAGGACGAGGGUCGAGAGAGUCCACGAGUUGUCUAGGGCUUUAGAAGAUGAUGCUGGGAAAGAUGUGGAGCUUGAAGGGUUCCAUGAUUUCGGCGAUGAUGGAGAAGUGGAUGAUGGGAGGGUGAGCAGGGUGCUGUCAGGGAAAAGCCGUGGAGUGAAGAAAGUUGUGAGCUUCGCAGAGGAUGGAAAUGUGUAUAGGAUCAUCAGCAGCAAUUCUGACGAGGCGAGCUCGAGUGGGGAUGAUCAGGAUGGUAUCAGUGGUGGAGAGGUUUUGGAGGAUUUCCGAGCCCACAAUGAGGUUGAAGAGAUGAAGGGCUCUUCUUAUGUGGCCGAGGAGGAGGAUGAUGACGAUGAUGACGAGGAAGAAGCUGAGGAGAGUGGGGAGUCCCUGGAGGGCAGUGAUGGAGAAAAACACCAGGGAAGGGUGAGGAGUGAAGGUAAAGUUGACGGUCGAAGGGGAUACAAGGGCCAGAACAGUAAGUUCACAUUCGCUGCUCCAGUACCUGAGAAGAUGGAAUCGAGAGCUGAUUUGGUGAAAAACAGAAAGAAUGUGAAGAUCGUAACAUCACAGCAAUAAGCCAAUAAAACUUGCAAUCAACUUUUGGUUUCGGCAAUUAUGCAGCUGUUGACUUGGCCAUUCGAUUAUGAUUUGUGGCACCUUUUCAGGUGAUUGUUUCUUUAGAUUGAUUGAGAUAUAGGCAAGUGCAUCUGUGGUUGAGGUAAUCUUCUUGUUUUCAGGUUGGGCAGAACAUCACAAUUUUCUUCAUGGACAUCCCGUGGCUGUAACAUGUAUGCCGUUGUUGCUUUGAUCAUUCCGAGAGAUAGAACAUUGCUUACAUUUUCAUCGACAUCCUGUGGUUGUGACAUGUAUGCUGUUGUUACAUUCUAAUGUUCUGAUUAGUGUGAUGAGGGAACCCCGUGUAUUAUGGUGUCCUCCUCGUUCUCUGA